This is a messenger RNA of Indicator indicator, 3908 nucleotides long. RefSeq names its product ATPase plasma membrane Ca2+ transporting 1 (gene ATP2B1). Lineage: Eukaryota; Metazoa; Chordata; Aves; Piciformes; Indicatoridae. The record is from RefSeq and is a predicted model, not a curated record. Gene Ontology annotation, cellular component: membrane; intracellular membrane-bounded organelle. The transcript has 21 exons. Gene Ontology annotation, biological process: regulation of cytosolic calcium ion concentration; calcium ion transmembrane transport. The coding region runs from base 1 to 3783 and encodes 1260 amino acids. Gene Ontology annotation, molecular function: ATP binding; P-type calcium transporter activity; ATP hydrolysis activity.
AUGGGUGAUAUGGCAAACAACUCGAUAGCUUACAGCGGCGUUAAAAAUGCUGUGAAAGAAACUAAUCAUGGAGAUUUUGGAGUUACUCUUGCAGAGCUCCGCUCUCUUAUGGAACUUCGAGCUGCAGAUGCACUGCAUAAAAUACAGGAAUGCUAUGGAGAUGUUCAUGGCAUCUGUGCAAAGUUGAAAACUUCCCCGAACGAAGGUUUAAGUGGAAAUCCAGCAGAUAUAGAAAGGAGAGAAGCAGUUUUUGGGAAGAACUUUAUACCUCCUAAAAAGCCAAAAACAUUUCUUCAGUUAGUAUGGGAAGCACUACAAGAUGUUACACUAAUUAUCUUAGAAAUUGCAGCUGUAGUAUCCUUGGGCCUUUCUUUUUACCAGCCUCCAGGAGGAAAUGAAUCAUUAUGUGGAUCAGUAAAUGUUGGUGAAGAAGAGGAGGAAUCUGAAGCAGGUUGGAUUGAAGGAGCAGCCAUCCUCCUGUCUGUAGUUUGUGUGGUGUUAGUAACAGCUUUCAAUGACUGGAGCAAAGAGAAGCAGUUUCGGGGAUUGCAGAGCCGUAUCGAACAAGAACAGAAAUUCACAGUCAUCAGAGGUGGCCAAGUCAUUCAGAUACCAGUAGCUGACAUCAUUGUUGGAGAUAUUGCACAAGUGAAAUAUGGUGAUCUCUUACCUGCCGACGGUGUCCUCAUUCAAGGAAACGACCUCAAAAUUGAUGAAAGCUCACUGACUGGAGAAUCUGAUCAUGUGAAGAAAUCUCUGGACAGAGAUCCUAUGCUGCUGUCAGGUACACAUGUGAUGGAAGGCUCUGGAAGAAUGGUGGUUACUGCUGUAGGUGUCAACUCUCAGACUGGAAUCAUCUUUACCUUACUUGGGGCUGGAGGAGACGAAGAAGAGAAGGAGAAGGAAAAAGAGAAGAAGGACAAGAAAAGUAAAAAGCAAGAUGGAGCUGUGGAAAAUAGGAACAAAGCUAAAGCUCAGGAUGGUGCAGCCAUGGAAAUGCAGCCACUGAAGAGUGAAGAUGGUGGGGAUGGAGAUGAAAAAGACAAGAAGAGAUCAAAUCUGCCAAAGAAAGAGAAGUCAGUUCUUCAAGGCAAGCUUACAAAGCUGGCAGUUCAGAUUGGCAAAGCAGGUUUGUUGAUGUCUGCAAUCACAGUCAUUAUCCUUGUGUUGUAUUUUGUAAUUGAUACCUUCUGGGUUCAAAAGAGACCUUGGCUUGCUGAAUGUACCCCAAUUUAUAUUCAGUAUUUUGUGAAGUUCUUCAUUAUUGGAGUUACAGUCUUGGUGGUGGCAGUCCCAGAAGGUCUUCCACUUGCAGUCACUAUAUCUCUGGCUUACUCUGUUAAGAAAAUGAUGAGAGACAAUAACUUGGUGAGACACCUGGAUGCCUGUGAAACAAUGGGCAAUGCAACAGCCAUUUGCUCAGACAAGACAGGAACCUUGACCAUGAACAGGAUGACUGUGGUCCAAGCCUACAUCAAUGAGAAGCAUUACAAGAAAAUUCCAGAACCAGAAGCUAUUCCAGAGAAAACCAUGGCUUACCUUGUGACAGGCAUCUCUGUUAACUGUGCUUAUACUUCCAAAAUACUGCCUCCCGAAAAAGAAGGUGGCCUCCCACGUCACGUUGGAAAUAAAACUGAAUGUGCCUUGCUGGGAUUGCUCUUGGAUUUGAAACGGGAUUAUCAGGACGUAAGGAAUGAGAUACCAGAAGAGGACUUGUACAAAGUGUACACUUUCAACUCUGUUAGGAAAUCUAUGAGUACUGUGUUAAAAAAUUCUGAUGGCAGUUUCCGGAUAUUCAGUAAAGGUGCCUCUGAGAUCGUGCUGAAAAAGUGCUUCAAAAUCCUGAGUGCUAAUGGAGAACCAAAGGUGUUCAGACCUCGGGACCGAGACGAUAUCGUGAAAACUGUCAUCGAGCCAAUGGCUUCUGAAGGGCUCAGAACCAUCUGCCUGGCCUUCAGGGACUUCCCAGCAGGGGAACCUGAGCCAGAAUGGGACAAUGAAAAUGAUAUUGUUACUGGUCUGACAUGCAUUGCUGUAGUUGGGAUUGAAGAUCCAGUGAGACCUGAGGUUCCUGAUGCAAUAAAGAAAUGUCAACGUGCAGGCAUAACUGUCCGGAUGGUCACUGGUGACAACAUCAACACAGCUCGUGCUAUCGCCCUCAAAUGUGGCAUUCUCAACCCUGGAGAAGAUUUCCUCUGUUUAGAGGGCAAAGACUUCAACAGGAGAAUCAGGAACGAGAAGGGAGAGAUAGAGCAAGAGAGAAUAGAUAAAAUUUGGCCAAAGCUUCGUGUUCUUGCCAGGUCUUCUCCCACUGACAAGCACACUCUAGUAAAAGGUAUAAUUGACAGCACUGUCUUUGAACAGAGGCAAGUUGUAGCAGUAACUGGUGAUGGUACCAAUGAUGGGCCAGCUCUGAAGAAGGCAGAUGUUGGAUUUGCUAUGGGUAUUGCUGGAACAGAUGUAGCUAAAGAAGCUUCUGAUAUCAUCCUGACAGAUGACAACUUCACCAGUAUUGUCAAAGCAGUGAUGUGGGGACGAAAUGUCUACGACAGCAUCUCCAAAUUCCUGCAGUUCCAGCUCACUGUCAACGUAGUAGCAGUGAUUGUUGCUUUCACAGGAGCAUGCAUAACACAGGAUUCUCCACUCAAAGCUGUGCAGAUGCUGUGGGUGAAUCUCAUCAUGGAUACCUUAGCUUCUCUUGCCCUGGCAACAGAGCCUCCCACUGAAUCUCUCCUGUUGAGGAAGCCUUAUGGGAGAAACAAACCUUUGAUUUCUCGUACCAUGAUGAAGAACAUUUUGGGCCAUGCAUUCUACCAACUGGUAGUAGUCUUCACUCUCCUCUUUGCUGGUGAGAAGAUUUUUGAUAUUGAUAGUGGAAGGAAUGCUCCCCUGCAUGCUCCUCCCUCAGAGCACUACACCAUUGUGUUCAACACUUUUGUGAUGAUGCAGCUCUUCAAUGAGAUCAAUGCCCGAAAAAUCCAUGGGGAAAGAAACGUUUUUGAAGGGAUCUUUAACAAUGCCAUCUUCUGUUCUAUUGUUUUGGGGACAUUCAUUGUACAGAUAAUUAUUGUGCAGUUUGGUGGGAAGCCUUUUAGUUGCUCAGAACUCUCUGUUGAACAGUGGCUGUGGUCCAUUUUCCUGGGCAUGGGAACACUACUCUGGGGCCAGCUGAUCUCCACAAUUCCAACCAGCCGCCUGAAAUUCCUGAAAGAAGCUGGCCAUGGAACACAAAAGGAAGAGAUUCCUGAGGAGGAACUAGCAGAAGAUGUAGAGGAGAUCGAUCACGCUGAGAGAGAAUUACGUCGUGGUCAGAUCUUGUGGUUUAGGGGCCUAAACAGGAUACAAACUCAGAUGGAUGUAGUGAAUGCUUUCCAGAGUGGAAGUACCAUUCAGGGGGCUCUAAGGCGACAACCCUCCAUCGCCAGCCAGCACCAUGAUGUAACAAAUAUUUCUACCCCUACACAUAUCCGAGUGGUGAAUGCAUUUCGUAGCUCCUUGUACGAGGGGCUGGAGAAACCAGAGACACGGAGCUCCAUCCACAACUUCAUGACGCAUCCCGAGUUUAGAAUAGAAGACUCCGAGCCUCACAUCCCCCUGAUCGACGACACCGACGCGGAGGACGAUGCUCCCACCAAACGCAACCCCACUCCCCCGCCCUCCCCCAACAGGAACAACAACAACGCGGCCGACGGCGCCAUCCACCUCACGGCAGGCAGGAGGAACAAGUCUGCUACCUCUUCGUCCCCAGGGAGCCCUCUACAUAGUUUGGAAACGUCCCUCUGAUGGCAACGAAGCCAAACAAAGCUUCGAAACGCAACUCUUUCCAGCCGCAAAGUCGUCCGCAAACGGCAAGCUUGGAUCUCUUCACGUUGGUGUCGGUGGUGUUGUGAUGAUGAUGAUUGAUGAUG